Anopheles arabiensis is the source of this 657-nucleotide messenger RNA. RefSeq lists its product as uncharacterized. NCBI's taxonomy places the organism in Eukaryota, Metazoa, Arthropoda, Insecta, Diptera, Culicidae. The record is from RefSeq and is a predicted model, not a curated record. The coding region runs from base 20 to 367 and encodes 115 amino acids. The transcript has 2 exons.
GAGCCUCACUCAGGAGGGAAUGGUAACAUUGCUAGCGCAGGUCGAACAAUGCUUAAAUUCAAGACCCCUGAUUCCGCUUUCUAGUGAGCCAUCGGACACGCAACCGCUCACUCCGGGUCAUUUUUUGGUAGGGUCGAACAUGCUGGCGUUGCCACAAGUUGAUAGGAGUCAGGUGUCAGGCAAUAGAUUGAAGGAGUUUGAUUUGGUGCAAAAGCAUAUGCAGCAUAUAUGGUCGCGUUGGUAUCCGGAAUACUUGCAGCAGCUUCAGGCCCGGGCCAAACGUUUAAUAGUUCCACCAGUAUCGCUAGAAGAAGGGCAAUUGGUAAUCAUAAAGGAAGACAAUAUACCACCAGACAAGGAAGGGUAGAAUAACACGAUUGCACCCAGGAAAGGACGGCGUUGUUAGAGUCGUAACACUUCGUACAGCUGCAGGAAAGGAGAUUGGUGCGCAGCAGCUAGAUUGGCAAUCCUUCCAAAUCCAAACGUAUGUGAAGACAAUUAACCUCGAACACCAAGGCUAGGAGGCCAACUGUAAUGUAAACAACCACACCGCACAUACACACGACACGAUACACGAAGUGACAGAUCGACACUUGCAACUUGUACAACACAACACCACACUUGCACAACAUUUGCUAUCUCUGAGGCGAAGUUAGA